AUGCCCACCUCCGUCGAUUCAUCUCGUCCCAUCAUGGCUCCCUCGGUGCGUACCUCCGUGCGAUACAGUACCUUCAGCAUGACACCAUCAUUCGCCAACACCGUCCAGACCACCGACUCGGCCCACGCCGAAAUCACCGACAUCGCUGUCGGCCUCGACCGUAUGGAGAACAAGGCCUUGAGCUCCCAAAGAGUUACUCUGAGCGAGGAGAAGAGCGCCAACAUGAGCAAGCUGGCUCUCGGUGCCAAGCUGGAGCGUGCCCUGGACCGGAGGAUGAGCAGCCAGGACGCCGUCAUGCGUCCGCGUGGCAAGACGCUCAAAGAGAAACCUGCUCAGGCUGCGUAG
Colletotrichum graminicola M1.001 is the source of this 345-nucleotide messenger RNA. RefSeq lists its product as uncharacterized. The transcript has 2 exons. Lineage: Eukaryota; Fungi; Ascomycota; Sordariomycetes; Glomerellales; Glomerellaceae. The record is from RefSeq and is a predicted model, not a curated record. Bases 1 to 345 code for a protein of 114 amino acids.